AUGACCAUCCUGGAAUGUGCGUGAAUCGGAGGGGGGCAGGAUACGGGAUGCUCAGCCAACUUGAACAUAUUGCUUAGGGUCAGGACUAUGGAUGAUGCUGAAGUUCUUAAAAAGAGAGGCUACAUCAUGGGGAUCAACCUCGGAGAAGGGUCUUACGCCAAGGUGAAAUCGGCCUACUCAGAUCGGCUGAAGUGCAACGUGGCCGUCAAGAUCAUCGACAAGAGGAAGGCUCCUCGGGACUUCUUGGAGAGGUUCCUCCCCAGAGAGAUAGAGAUGCUGGCCAGGGUGAAGCACCCCUGCAUCAUCAAGACCUAUGAGAUCUUUGAGACCUCCGACGGCAAAGUCUACAUCGUGACGGAACUGGGCGUGCAAGGAGACUUGCUGGAGUUCAUCAAGAAGAGAGGAGCCAUUCCUGAAGACGUAGCCCGCAAAAUGUUCUACCAGCUCGCCAACGCCAUCAAGUACUGCCACGAGCUGGACAUUGUCCACCGGGACUUGAAAUGCGAGAACCUUCUUCUGGACAAAGAAUACAACAUCAAACUGACGGACUUUGGCUUUUCCAAGAGAGUCGCCCGCGACGAAGAUGGCAGGGUGGUCCUCAGCAAGACUUUCUGUGGUUCAGCGGCCUAUGCGGCCCCGGAAGUGCUGCAAGGCAUCCCUUACCAGCCGAAGGUUUACGACAUAUGGAGCUUGGGGGUGGUCCUGUUCAUCAUGGUGUGUGGCUCGAUGCCUUACGAUGACUCAAACAUUAAGAAAAUGCUCAAGCUACAGAAGGAGCACCGGGUACACUUCCCCCGGUCCAAAGUGCUGUCGGUCGAAUGCAAAGAUCUCAUUUACCGCAUGCUCCAACCCGACGUCUCCCGCCGACUCUGCAUCGACGAGGUUUUAAUGCAUGUGUGGAUGCAGGACCAGAGAUCCGCUUCGGACACCACGCUCAUGAAGUCGGGGGAAUGCUCCCACCACCAUAAUCAGAUAAGGGCCAUGUUUGGGAAGGACUCGUCGGGGCCGGAGCCUUCGGACAACGAGCAAAUUCUCCAGGAAGAAAGGCAUGCAGACUUGGAUGUCCUCUCUGACAAGAUGCAAAGGACUUGUCUUUGAAAAAUCCAGCAGCCCAGCGACAAGCAGAGGUGAAUAGGACAGUGGGUUUCUGUAGCACCGCCAGUUCCAGAGACCUCUUUAAAGACUACAUCCUGAAAACUUUUUUUGGAAAGAGAUAAAAACAAUUUGGGAGGCAUUUUCUUUUCUUUUCUUUUGGUCAACAUCAAGUCCUUUCAGAUUGUUGUUGGCCACAGGAGCCAACAACAUCUGCACCUCUCAACAUUUGCAAGAUGCACAAUGUUGGAUGGAGAGGGAAUAGAUUUUUCUCACCCUUUUUUAAUCCUCUGUAAACAACCGCACCAUGCAGCUUAAAGCGCU
Messenger RNA from Podarcis muralis (Common wall lizard), 1416 nucleotides. RefSeq names its product testis-specific serine/threonine-protein kinase 1-like. Lineage: Eukaryota; Metazoa; Chordata; Lepidosauria; Squamata; Lacertidae. Gene Ontology annotation, cellular component: cytoplasm. The record is from RefSeq and is a predicted model, not a curated record. Gene Ontology annotation, molecular function: ATP binding; tau-protein kinase activity. Gene Ontology annotation, biological process: intracellular signal transduction; microtubule cytoskeleton organization; protein phosphorylation.